AUGGGAGAUAAAUGGGUUGCGGAUCUAACGCAGUUCAAGACCAACUGGGUGAAACCAUAUCUGGAGGUAGCGCCGUACGUUAUCGUUGUCUUCAAGCAGAAUGCUGGUCUGGUAAGUUUGACGAGCACACCACUGAAUGCCGGACCGGCUCUGCGCAAAGCUCUGGACAGGCCAGCGUACGAGAAAGUUCUCGUUGUAAUGCCUGUCGGUUACCCGGCAGAUGACGCCACUGUGCCAGAUUUAACGCGGAAGCCACUCGCUGACAUAAUGAUGCAUAUUGCUCCCUAG
This is a messenger RNA of Priapulus caudatus, 288 nucleotides long. RefSeq names its product iodotyrosine deiodinase 1-like. The record is from RefSeq and is a predicted model, not a curated record. NCBI's taxonomy places the organism in Eukaryota, Metazoa, Priapulida, Priapulimorpha, Priapulimorphida, Priapulidae. The transcript is spliced from 2 exons. Gene Ontology annotation, molecular function: oxidoreductase activity. The coding region runs from base 1 to 288 and encodes 95 amino acids.